Molecule: messenger RNA, 1940 nt
Organism: Cavia porcellus (domestic guinea pig)
Lineage: Eukaryota; Metazoa; Chordata; Mammalia; Rodentia; Caviidae
Gene: Atp6ap1
Product: ATPase H+ transporting accessory protein 1
Exons: 10
Coding region: 53-1459 (468 amino acids)
Source: RefSeq, a predicted model, not a curated record
GUCAUCUGAUCUUCCAGGCCCGGCGUCUGAGACUGUGGAGACUGAGGCAGUGAUGGCGGCGACUGUGGCGCUUCGGAUUCGGACCGGGACGCAGCGGACCCUAGUUCCUUGGCGCAUGCCAUGGCCACUCCUGCUGCUGGCGGCAGUGGCGGUGGCAGCCGCGGCCUCAGAGCAGCAAGUGCCGCUGGUGCUGUGGUCGAGUGACCGGGACCUGUGGGCUCCUGCGGUCGACACGCACGAGGGCCACAUCACCAGCGACCUGCAGCUUUCGUCCUACUUAGACCCCGCCCUGGAGCUGGGCCCCCGGAACGUGCUGCUCUUCCUUCAGGACAAGCUGAGCAUCGAGGACUUCACAGCAUAUGGUGGUGUGUUUGGAAAUAAGCAGGACAGCGCCUUUUCUAACCUGGAGAAUGCCCUGGACCUGGCUCCCUCCUCGCUUGUGCUGCCUGCAGUCGACUGGUACGCGGUCAGCACCCUGACGACCUACCUGCAGGAGAAGCUGGGUGCCAGCCCGCUGCACGUGGACUUGGCCACCCUGCGGGAGCUGAAGCUCAAUGCCAGCCUCCCCGCCCUACUGCUCAUCCGCUUGCCCUACACAGCCAGCUCUGGUCUGAUGGCGCCCAGGGAGGUCCUCACAGGCAAUGAUGAGGUGAUUGGGCAGGUGCUGAGCACCCUCAAGUCCGAAGACAUCUCCUACACAGCAGCAUUCACGGCAGUCCGCCCCUCCCGGGUGACUCGAGAUGUAGCCAUGGUUGCUGGGGGGCUAGGUCGCCAGCUGCUCCAGAAACAGGCAGUGUCACCUGUGAUCCAUCCGCCUGUGAGUUAUAAUGACACUGCCCCGAGGAUCCUGUUCUGGGCCCAGAACUUCUCCGUGGAGUUCGAAGGCCGACGGGAAGACCUAACCCGCCGCACCUUUGGGUCACCGGAGCUCAACCUCACUGGAUCCUUCUGGAACAGCUCCCUGGCUGGACUCUCUCUGACCUACAGCGGGCUCCUCGGCUCCACGGUGACGUUCCGGUUCAUCCUGGCCAACCGCUUCUACCCGGUGUCCGCCCGUGACUGGUUCACCAUGGAGCGCCUGGAGAUCCACAGCAACGGCUCGGUCACCACCUUCAACGCCUCCCAGGUCACCGGGCCCAGCAUCUACUCCUUCCGCUGCGAGUACGUGAGCAGCAGAAGCAAGGCGGGCGGCCUCCUGGUGCCCACCGUGCAGCCCUCGCCGUGGCACGUCACCCUGCAGGACUUCCAGAUCCAGGCCUUCAACGUGACGGGCGGGCAGUUCUCCUACGCCAGCGACUGUGCGGGCUUCUUCUCCCCCGGCAUCUGGAUGGGGCUGCUCACGUCACUCUUCAUGCUCUUCAUCUUCACCUACGGGCUGCACAUGAUCCUCAGCCUCAAGACCAUGGAUCGCUUCGAUGACCACAAGGGGCCCACCAUCGCUAUGACCCAGAUGGUGUGACCGCAGGUGGCAGGGGACUGAGGGGUGGGCGAAUGGAGGCUCCCCUUUUCCCACCCCCCCCCUCCGCCCGGCCCAACACGGUGUACAUAUUCCUGCGAGCGGUGGACCAAUCCCCGGGCUGCCCGCUGCGGUUCUCGGGUCCCCUGCCACCUGUUAUUUAUUCUCGCCCCUUGCUGUUCAUAGUGCUUUCCUGUGCAGAUGGCCCACCCCAGGCAGCCCCGAGCUUGGGGCCCCUCGAGGGCGUGGGGGUGGAAGGCCUGCUUCCCCUUCCGCCUCAGCAGCUCCCCGGCCCCCGGCCCGGUCCUGUGCUGGCCAUGCGCGGGCGCGGUCCUGUCUGUGCUCUCAGAGGGAAGGGACUGACUUCCCUGGCAGUUGUGCUGGGUGUGAGCAAUGGUUUCGGGCAUGUUAUUAUCAGGGGUGCCUGGUAGGAGGCUGGGACGUUCUGUUGUUUCCUUCCAAAUAAAAUAAACAAGGGUCCUCA